This is a messenger RNA of Gossypium arboreum, 1598 nucleotides long. Its product is annotated as pentatricopeptide repeat-containing protein At1g62914, mitochondrial-like. The record is from RefSeq and is a predicted model, not a curated record. The transcript has 2 exons. Lineage: Eukaryota; Viridiplantae; Streptophyta; Magnoliopsida; Malvales; Malvaceae. Gene Ontology annotation, molecular function: protein binding. Bases 124 to 552 code for a protein of 142 amino acids.
AACCCUUUCCCUAAACAUCACUUCUCAAGCCAAAGUUUACAGUUCCUGGGUUAGUGCCGGCGCCAUUUGUGGUUUCAUUUUCAAGCUCACCUCUUGUUUUUCCAUUUUGCUUAGUUUCAAGAUAUGGGAAGGAUUGAUUUUGGGUUUUCUGUUUUGGGGAAAAUGCUGAAGUUAGGUGUUGAACCUAGUGCUGUAACUUUUUCAACUUUGAUUAAUGGGCUUUGUAAUCAAAGUAAGAUUUCUGAGGCCGUUAGUAUCUUCGAUGAAAUGACUGAAAGAGGAUAUCAACCUGAUUUGAUUGUUUACAGUACAAUACUUAAGGGGUUGUGUAAGAGCGGCAAUAUUGAUAGAGCUGUUAGGUUUCUAAGGCUGAUGGAAGGCAGAAGUUUUGAACCCAAUGUUGUAGCAUAUAGUACCAUCCUUGACUGUCUUUGUAAGAAUGGGUUAUUAAAGGAGGCUCUUGAUUUCUUAUCUGAAAUGAAGGUUAAAGGCAUGAGACCAAAUAUCAUUACUUACAGUUGCUUAAACAGGAGGAGGCAACAAGGCUUUUGAAUGAAAUGGUGGAUAACAAUAUUUCACUUAAUAUUGUCACAUAUACUAUAUUGAUUGAUGCACUUUGCAAGGAAGGAAUGAUUUCUAAAGCUGUAGAGACCCUUGACAUGAUGAGAAAGCAAGGCAUUGAGCCUAAUGUUGUUACCUAUGAUGCAUUAGUUAAUGGUCAUUGCUUGCAGAAUGAAAUGGAUAAAGCUAGAAGAGUUUUACAGUUGAUGAUUGAGAAGGGUUGUGCACCUAAUAUAGUUACUUACAGCACCAUGAUCAAUGGAUAUUGCAAAGGUAAAAGGUUAGAUGAAGCAAUGGAACUCUUUCAUGAAAUAUCUCAAAAGGGACCAAUCCCGAAUAUUGUCACAUACAACAAUCUCAUGCAAAGUAUGUUUCAAUUAGGGAAAGUUUCAAAAGCAUGUGAACUGUUUAGAAAGAUGCUUGCUUCUGGACAAGUUCCAAAUCCAGUGACCUGUUUGAUUUUGUUGGAUGGCUUAUUUAAAACAGGUAAUCUCAAAGAGGCAUUGAAAUUUUUUCAAGCAAUGCAAAACAGUGGGUUGGAACUUGAUAUUGGCCCAUAUACUAUCCUAACUGAUGGCUUGUGCAAAGCUGGGCAUAUUGAAGUUGCCAAGGAAUUAUUUCAUCAACUCUCAGACAAUGGUUUAAAACCGAAUGUUUACAAAUAUGGUGUAACGAUUAAUGGACUGUAUAAAGAGUAAUUGCCACAUGAAGCAUACAGGUUGUUUGGGAGCAUGGGAGAUAAUGACUGUCCGCCUAAUAGUUGCUGUUAUACUGUAAUGAUUCGGGGGUUCCUUUGAAACAGCUAUACCUCAAAGGCAACGCAACUUCUUACGAAAAUGGUUGGUUAGGGCUUUUCUGCAGAUAUAUUCAUUACCAACUUAUUUAUGGAUCUCAUCAUACAUUCUAAUAAAUCAAUCUUGUUGUGAAAUGUUUCAUAAAUUGUGUAAAGAUCAUCACUUGUAAAUUUGAAUCAAUUUUUACAUAACCAUUGUACAGUGAUAAAAGAUUAUGGAAACUAGAAUGAGUUUUAGUGUCUA